GUUUCGGCUCCGGCGCCGGGGGAAGGAUUUCCUCCGCUGUCACCGGAAGUACGGAAUGUUCUAGACUGGGUUACCGGAGAGCGCGCCGCGGUGACCGGGAAUAUCCGCAGACACGACUGGAGGGUUGCCACACUUGUUCCUGAAUGAGUUAGUAUAAUGUUUCUGUCAAGAUUCGCUCUGCAGCUUGUGAAAGCACCCAGACUGCCGGUUGAUCUGCCUGUUCUUGGUUCUGCCAUUCAACAUUGCAAAGCAUUAUCGAGGAAUUGCUACACACAGCCUCAUCAAACUAAGCUGAAACCACAACGUUGGUGCACACUAGAUAAUGAGUUGGAGGAGUUUCUGACUCCACGGAAAUUGUCCAUUAGUCCAUUAGAAGGUUGGCUAACAAUUAAAUACCAUGUACCGGGGUUGGAUCUAAACAAUGAGCAAAGUAUUGGGAUAAGUGUCCAACAUUCUUCUCAGCAGUAUGACUGUCCUUCAGCUGAGGAACCUUUACCAUUUGGUGAGAAUGGAGAAGUGAUGAACUGCAAUAAAGAUGAAAUCCAGUGUAAAAAUGUACUGAAAAUUCGCAGGAGAAAAAUGAAUAGGCACAAGUACAAAAAGUUAUUAAAACGUACCAAGUUUUUACGCAGACGAAUCAAAGAAAACCGUAGACGAAGACGGCAAAUAAAGUUUGAGAGGGAUUUGAAGCGAAUCUGGAAGAAGGCUGGACUGAAGAAACCACCAGAAGGCUGGCAGGCACCAAAGAUAUUUGUGAAACGAUACCAUGGAAAAUCUGAAUGACACUGGAAACAACAGCUGUGUUCUAUAUAAAGCGAAACAAAAUGUUUUGAAGAAUAGCUGUGUGAAGCCUUCUUUUAGACCAUAGUCAAAUUAUUCAUAUUGCCUUUGUGUGAGGAAGAAAUCUGGUCAACUGUGAGAGAAAGCUCAAGUCUCACUAAUAAGUUUAAACAUUGAGAUGUUAGAUCUUUAAAUGAGGUUUUCAUCAUAUUCACAAUGACUUACAUAUCGUUAAUGCUUUCAAAGUUUCAAAAUGUAGCAAGGUGAAUGUAGCAAUGAAUACUUGCAAUCAAAAUUUGAUAAAUUCCCCCCCACCCCCAAUGAGGAGAAAUUAGGAAAGGUAGCCAAAAGCUCAGCUGAAAUAAGUUUUUAGGAAUGUCUUAAAGAGGGAGAGAAAGGUUUAUGGAGAGUAUUCCAUGGCUUAGGCUUGCAACAGCUGAAGGCAUGGCAGCUUGGGGCUGCAUAUGAGGGUAGGAUUAAAGGAGUGCAGAGAAGGAAGAUGUUUGUGGCGGUUGAAGAUCAAUCAUCUUAGGCCAAGGACCUCACUGCAGGCAUUCCUCAGGGUAAUGUCCUUGGCCCAAUCAUCAUCAGCUGCUUCAACAGUGACCUCUCCAUCAUAAGGUCAGAAGUGGGAAUGAUUGCUCAAUGUUCAGCUCCUUUUGUGAUGCCUCAGAUAUGGAAACAGUCCAUGUUCAAAUACAGUAAGACUUUGACAAUAUCCAGGCUUGGGCUGGCACGUGACAUUUGUGCCACUCAAUGCCUAGUAAUGACCAUUUUCAAAAAGAGAGAAUCCAACCAUUGCCCCUUGUUGUUUGCUAGCAUAACUUCAAUGAAUCCCCCACCAUCAAUUCUGGGAGUUAGCAUUGGCCAGAAACUGAACUUGACUGACGAUAUGAAUACUGUAGUUACAAUAACAAUUCAGAGGCUGAGAGUUCUGUGGUGAGUAAUUCACCUAACUCCUCAAGAUUGCCCAUCAUCUGCAAGGUAUAAUUCUGGAAUGUGAUGGAAUGCAUGAUACUAUUCAGGGCAUAGCCGCCUGCUUGAUUACCACCCCACCCAUAACCUUCAACAUUUCCUCCUUCCACCACCAUUGUAGCACUAUUGUGUACCAUCUGCAAGGUGCAUUGCUAUAACUCACCUUAGGCAGUACCUUCCAAAUUCUCACCCCUCAUUACAUUAAAGGGCAAAGACAGCAGAUAAUAUGGAUACAUAACCACUUUAAGUUGCCUCCCAAGAGAAGGAGUCAUCAUGAUUAAGAACUAAACUGAUUUUCCUUUACUGUCACUGGCUCAAAAUCCUGGAAUUCAAUUCCAAACAGAAUUACCAGUGAACCUACACCAUAUGAAUUGCAGUAGUUCAAGAAGACAGCUCACCCAUGAUUUGUCAAAUUGUAAUUAGAUUAGAUUAGAUUACUUACAGUGUGGAAACAGGCCCUUCGGCCCAACAAGUACACACCGACCCGCAGAAGCGCAACCCACCCAUACCCCUACAUUUACCCCCUACCUAACACUACAGGCAAUUUAGCAUAGCCAAUUCACCUGAAUUCCGCACAUCUUUGGACUGUGGGAGGAAACCGGAGCACCCGGAGGAAACACAGGGAGAAGGUGCAAACUCCACACAGUCGCCUGAGUCAGGAAUUGAACCCGGGUCUCAGGCGCUGUGAGAUAGCAGUGCUAACCACUGUGCCACCCACAAAUUAGGGAUGGGCAAUAAAUUAAAGCUUAGCCAGUGAUCCCCUCAUCCUGUAAAUUAAUUUCUAAAAACAAAAUCUUGAGUGGGCUGAGUUGAUGUUACAGAGAUGAAGAGGGAUAAGACUAUUGAAUCAUUUGAAAACAAGGUGAGAAUUUUAAAAUUGAAGCAUUGCCCACCAAUGGGUGAUGUAAAGGGACUUGGUACAGCUGAGGGUAGUGGCAGCAGAAUUUUGGAAUGCUUCAGAUUUGCUGAAGGUGAAAGGAGGAAGAGCAGCUACAAUAGCAUUCAAAUGGCCAAAUGUAGAGGGAAGGAGCAUGGAUGUAGUUGGAGCAGAUGAUAUUAAACUGGUUUUUAUAUUGGAGUAUAUGCAUCACAGGUAAAGUCAGCAUUUUGUAACCAUUCCCUAAUUGCUGUUGAACAGAUAACUUUGUUACAGCAAUUUAGAGAAUGGUUAAGGGUCAACCUGAUUCAUGGUCAGCAUUACUGGAAUCAAUUUUUAAUUCCAGUCUAUUCUUUGAAUUUAAAUGCCAUUAAUUAGAGUUUAAUUAAUUGCUGGCUGGGUUUUGAACCUAUGUCCCUGGCAAAUUAACUUAGUCCAGAGGGAUUAUUAAUCUAAUUACAUUGCCCCUGUACUAUUGCCACUACCCCUCGCAGAUGUAAAGUGGAUAGAAGUAGGCGUUUUUGGUGAUGAAGGCGAUAUGUGGUAGAUCCAGUCCACUAGGCUGCUAAGGUUGCAGAGCAGUCUGGCUCAGCCAGAGGCUGUGGUCAGAGAGUCGGUGGUAUGGAGUCUGUGGCUUAGAUGUAAAGUUUGUAUUGGAAGCAAAAGACAAAGGUCUUUGGUCUUUGGUCUUCCCAAUGUUUAAUUUCUAUUCGUCCAAUACGGCAGGUCAGGUAUUCAAGGGGACAUGAGAAAUAAUGAGUGUCAGAUGCCAUUCAUGUACAAAUGGAACUCUACGGUCUAAGAUAAUGUUGCUUUGGGCAAUGCUGGAAAAUUAAGAGUAGGAGAAGGGGUCAAAGAAAAAUAACUAAUGACUCCAAAGGUCACACUAUGGGAUUAGAAGUAAUACAGUUGCAGGUGAUUUGCUCCAACUGGAUAGCUAAGAAUGGAGCCAGAUAGAUGGGAGAGGACCUUAACGAUGUCAAGGUAUGCCACAGACACGUUGGAAAAGAUUUUUUAAAAAUUUACUAUAGCCCAGGCAUGAAGAAUGUAAUUUUUGGUUUUACUAAAAUAUAUCUCAGUGCUAUGAUCAGUGAUGUUCAAAUAGCAAGAAAAUGAGUGCGGAUUUAGAAGGCAACAACAGUAAAAAGAGUUUUGAGAGGAUAGUACAAUCAGACAGCUAAAUAAUGCACUCAGUGACAACUUGCAAUGGCUUCUUCAACAGCACCUUCCAAGCCAUGACCGCUGCAACCCUACAGGAUGAAUGUAGCAGAUUCACAGGAACACUACCACCUUCGAGUUCCCAUCUAGACCUCAAACCAUCCUGGAUUGCAACUAUGUGACCAUUCCUUCACUGUCAAAAUCCUAAACCUCUCCCAUUACCUUCAUGAGGACUGUGGGUAUAUGUUCAUGUCCAAUUACUCCAGCGGUUCAAGAAGGCAGCUCACCACCAUGUUCUCAAGGACAAUUGAGGAUAAGCAGCAAAUUUUGGCCUAGUUAGUGACACCCAGACUCCAUGAAUAAAUAAAGUAAGUGAGGCACAUUACAAGCUUGACUGGUUACAAAUGCAAGUACUAACAUAUUUGGAGUUGUUCUCAAAGUGUUGUCCAAUUACAGAAUCAGAUAUAUCUAACACUGCAUGUUUUCCUGUUAGGUUUUGCAGGCAAGGGCGGCUACAUACUGUCUGUACUUUGCCUAUUACAAACAACCAAAGGAAUGUACUGUUUGAAUUUAAGCAAUUGUUGAAACCAUAUGGUCUUCAUAUGUGCAUUCUUUUGAGUUAUCAAGGUACAUGGGAGCCUAUAGGUUCCCACCACUUUCUCUACAGUAAGCCUUGGCCAAUUAUUGACUUGCAAACAAUCAGCACCAUUUUCUCCUGUGGUAUAAAUUGUGAUGAGGAAAUGAUAAAGCAGACCAGAAUUUGAAAAUACGGUAAAAAUUAUCUCAGUAUCUUAGCAGGACUUAUACACUUAAUGGUAAGGUCCUAGGGAGUGUUGCUGAACAAAGAGACCUUGGAGUGCAGGUUCAUAGCUCCUUGAAAGUAGCCACAGGUAGAUAGGAUCGUGAAGAUGAUGUUUGGUAAAUACUUUCCUUAAUUGGACAGAGUAUUGCGUAUAGGAGUUGGCUGUUCAGGACAUUGAUUAGGCCGCUGUUGGAAUAUUGCAUACAAUUCUGGUCUCAAGGAUGUUGUGAAACUUGAAAGGGUUCGGAAGAGAUUUACAGGGAUGUUGCCUGUGUUGGAGAAUUUGAGCUAUAGGGAGAGGCUGAAUAAGCUGGGUCUGUUUUUCCUGGACUGUCUGAGUCUGAGGGUGACCAUAUAGAGGUUUAUAAAAUCAUGAGGGGCAUGGAUAGGGUAAAUAGGCAAGGUCUUUUUUCUGGGGGAGUCCAGAACUAGAGGGCAUAGGUUUAGGGUGAUAGGGGAAAGAUAUAAAAGGGACCUAAGGGGCAACCUUUUCACACAGAGAAUGGUGCUUAUAUGAAAUGAGCUGCCAGAGGAAGUGGUGGAGCUGGUACAAUUGCAAUAUUUAAAAGGCAUCAGGAUGAAGAGAUGAAUAAGAAGGGUUUGGAGGGAUAUGGGCCUGGUGCUGGCAAGUGGUAUUAGAUUAGCUUGAGAUAUCUUGUCGCAUGGAUGAGCUGAACUGAAGGGUCUGUUUCCAUGCUAUACAUCUCUGUGACUCUGUGACAUGGGGCUGAAGACAAGGAUGGGAAUGACUGUAGUGGAAAUAUUCAGUCUUAGAAAGGAGAGAGCUAAAGAAACAGAAUGGACAGCACUGCAGAUGCCAGAACUCAGACAACAUAAAAAUAUAAGAUAAAGGAGCUGGAUUAGACCAUACAGACCCUCAAGCCUACUCUACCAUUCAAAACAAUCACAGCUGAUCUGUUGUAAUUCCAUUUCCUUCCAUCUCACCAUAUCUCUUGAUCUCACAAAAUACCUAAAUCCUAGUGUCUCCAAACCUUAAAUACAUUCAGUGUUGGAGCACCCACAACUGUCUGAAGAUUCACAACCAUCCAAGAAAAGAAAUUUAUUCUCAUCUCAGUUCUAAAUAAUGGACCCUUUAUAUUGAGACUGUACUCCAAUAUUCUAAGUUUCCCAGCCAUUGGAAAGAACUUCUCAUUGUCUAUCAUGUGAAGCCUCUUCACAAUCUUGUGUAUUUCAAAUAGAUCACUUCUCAUUCUAUGAAUUCCGGAGAGCUAAGGCCAAUUCACUCAGCCUUUCGGCAUAGGAUGACCUCGUUCCCAGGAAAGAAAUCUAGUAAACCUUUGUUGUAUUUCAUUCACUGCAAAUAUAUCAUGCCUGUGAUAUCAAGAGUAAGACUUCUCAGAGUACUUGAGAGUUGUUAACCAAACCAUUAUGUAAUUGUAGAAAAAAAAUCCUAAUUCUUUUACUUCCCUUUGCAAUGUUGAUUUCAAUCAAUAUGCCAAUUGCCUUCAUUAUUUGGUGUACAUGCAUUCAAACUUACUGCAAUCUUUGUACACAUACAUCCCAUCCUCUAUUAACAUUUAGAAGUUUCAAGAUUUUUAAAAUGAUUUUGCUUUCUAUUCUUAAUAUCAAAGUGAAUAACUUCAUGCUAUCCCACAUAAUAUUUCACCCAAAGGAUGCCUUCACUGCUUCCAACAAUUCUACCAUUUACUAUCCAAACUCUAUCUUUCUGUCUUAGCUCCAUAAUCCAUAAUAUAUUUAGCCAGCAAAUUCCAUUUACCUCAGAUUCCAAACUUUUUCACGCAGAGAGUGGUACAUGUAUGGAAUGAGCUGCCAGAGGAAGUGGUGGAGGCUGGUACAAUUGCAACAUUUAAGAGGCAGUUGGAUGGGUAUAUGAAUAGGAAGGGUUUGGGGGGGAUAUGGGCUGGGUGCUGGCAGGUGGGAGUAGAUUGGGUUGGGAUAUUUGGUCGGCAUGGACAGGUUGGACCAAAGGGUCUGUUUCUGUGCUGUACAUCUCUAUGACUCUAGACUCCAUGUUUUAUGUAAAGAAAUACUCCCCAGAAUACAAAAUAGGGAAACAUUAUUAGGGAAAAAUGAUAACAGAGGGAAGGUUGAUGUACAGACUAAAGUUAAUACAUUCUAAUGCCCAUUUAAUAUAAUAAUUUGAAUAAUCAUAAAUAUCUGUUUAGGAAUGAUCAAUUCUGCAAGAUGUGUUCAAGCGUGUUCUUGGAAUGGGAAUAUUGGAAUUCCUGGCUUAAAUUUUAUUCACUAUCAUAUUGAACUAAGGGAAAUAAAAUAGCCUCAGAAAAGUCCAGAGAGUUCAGAAAGAGGCAGGAAAACAUUCUCACUACCACAGCCCUAGUUGGAAUUUGACAAUGAUUCCACUGACAAAUCUGGGGUCAACCCCAAAUAGCGACAUCCAGAGUCCAGCUGCUCUAUGCUUUUUGUAGACUUGCCUGGAAUUUUAAGUCAUAAGCACUCAAUCUGUGAAGUUGUCCUCCCAUUUCUUCACAAGGAGAAAAUCUAAAUAUUCAUUUCAAUGAGAAAGGAAGAGGCCUCACCUGCUGGUUAGAAUUUAUUUUACAGCAACUGGCAGCUCUCAGUCACAUACAUAAGAAACUGUCAACUCUGAAAUGUUUUGCAACCAAUCAAUUUUAAUAUUAAAGAAUAUUUGCAUUGUUUCUCUGUACAUAUUGCAAUGUUGUGUAUAAAUCAAUUUUUACAUAGAAUGACAUAGGAUCUUAUAACACAGGAACUGGCUAUGGCCUGACAUAUCUAUGCUGGUGUUUACAAGAUGCCCAUAAAAUUAAACAUGAUUGAUAUAUUA
Molecule: messenger RNA, 7377 nt
Organism: Hemiscyllium ocellatum (epaulette shark)
Lineage: Eukaryota; Metazoa; Chordata; Chondrichthyes; Orectolobiformes; Hemiscylliidae
Gene: aurkaip1
Product: aurora kinase A interacting protein 1
Exons: 4
Coding region: 157-783 (208 amino acids)
Biological process (GO): mRNA processing
Cellular component (GO): mitochondrion
Source: RefSeq, a predicted model, not a curated record